UAUAUAAAUUAUAAAAAUUAAUUUGAUGCUUGCAGGCACUACAAGAAAUCUCUGUUGAAGAUAGGAGAAGAAAAUUAGAUAAUAGUAGUGCUGAAUUAUCUGCUAUAAGCAAUCGUAUUGAAGAUGUGAAUCAAAAUAUAAAAGAAUUAGAACAGAAAAUUGAAGGAAUGAAUUGUGAGCAAAAAGAACUACAACGAGAAUUAGAACAUUGGAAAAGUCAAGAGAGAGAUUAUCAAGAGCGAAUAAAUGAAGAUGCUAAAGAUUUAGAAAAAAUGACAAGCAAGCAGUCCUUGCUUUUGAAAAAGAAAGAAGAAUGUAUGAGAAAGAUCAGAGAAUUAGGAUCAUUACCUUCUGAUGCAUUUGAAAAAUAUCAAAAUCUUAGUUUUAAGCAAUUAUUCAAAAAGUUAGAACAGUGUAAUCAAGAAUUAAAAAAAUAUAGUCAUGUGAAUAAGAAAGCUUUAGAUCAGUUUAUAAACUUUUCUGAACAAAAAGAAAAACUAGUCAAAAGGAAAGAGGAACUUGAUCGUGGUCAUGAGUCUAUACUUGAAUUAAUGAAUGUUCUGGAGCAAAGAAAGUAUGAAGCUAUUCAACUUACAUUCAAACAAGUUUCAAAAUAUUUUAGUGAAGUUUUUAAAAAAUUAGUUCCUCAAGGACAUGCUACCUUAGUUAUGAAAACUGAAAACGAUGAAAGUGGUUCACAAGAACACCAUUCAGUAAUUCCAUCUGUAGAACAGUUUACUGGCGUGGGAAUAAGGGUUUCAUUUACUGGGAAAGCAGGUGAAAUGAAAGAGAUGCAACAACUUUCGGGAGGGCAGAAAUCUCUUGUUGCUUUAGCAUUGAUAUUUGCCAUUCAGAAAUGUGACCCAGCUCCAUUUUAUUUAUUUGAUGAAAUUGAUCAAGCACUUGAUUCUCAACAUAGGAAAGCUGUAUCAGAUAUGAUUCAUGAACUAUGCAAGGAUGCUCAGUUCAUAACAACUACAUUUAGACCAGAACUUUUAGAAAAAGCUGACAAAUUUUAUGGUGUAAAAUUUCGCAAUAAGGUCAGUCACAUUGAAGCCGUAACUAAAGAAGAAGCUCGAGACUUUGUUGAAGAUGACACCCAACAUGGUUGAAUCAAAUUAUUAAUUUUUCAUUAGCUCCUUAUGUAAUGUCUGUGGUUUUAGAUAAUUUAUUUUUACUUGCAUUAAAAAAUUCCAAAACAUUUGAAUAUGUUAUUGUACAAAUCUCAUUUGUUUAUCAUAUGUGAACUAUCUAAUUACUGUUCUUUUUGUUGUAAAAACUACUUUAGAUCCUUACUAAGUUUAAUCAAAUUUCCUUUACAAAAAUUUAUGAACUGUUGUCAGAUGGUAAGUUUAUAAAUGUAGUCAAAGUCAGUCCAAAGGAAGUGUUGGAAUAUCAAUAAAGUUAAAUUUGGUUAUAUGUUAAAUAACCAUGAUGUUUUAACCAAUAGUUUGGUUAAUAAUUCAGAAGUGAACAAAAUAUUUUUAAGAAUGAAAUUAUUGGAAAAUUUAUUUGUAUGAUUGAAAUGCAUAACACAGAUGAAUGGUUUAUGCAAAAAUCUUGUGCUUCUGAUUAUCUUUUAAGUUUUUGAUGUAUGUUUUCUUAACAACUGUUUAGUCUUUUAUUCUCAUUUAUCUUUCAUUCUUUUAUAUUUUACUGAGGAUGAAAUUCUUAGUAAAAGAAAAUUUUGUAUGUAAAUCCAUUCAAACAAAAUACAAUGUUGCCAUUAAUCAUUUCAUGUUUGAAUACUGUAUCAUAAAAAAUUGUCAUAUUAAAGUGU
This is a messenger RNA of Centruroides sculpturatus (bark scorpion), 1780 nucleotides long. RefSeq names its product structural maintenance of chromosomes protein 3-like. Gene Ontology annotation, biological process: mitotic sister chromatid cohesion. Gene Ontology annotation, molecular function: double-stranded DNA binding; cohesin loader activity. Bases 168 to 1112 code for a protein of 314 amino acids. NCBI's taxonomy places the organism in Eukaryota, Metazoa, Arthropoda, Arachnida, Scorpiones, Buthidae. The transcript has 9 exons. The record is from RefSeq and is a predicted model, not a curated record.